This is a messenger RNA of Hyalella azteca, 1868 nucleotides long. Its product is annotated as DNA polymerase zeta catalytic subunit. Gene Ontology annotation, molecular function: DNA-directed DNA polymerase activity. Gene Ontology annotation, biological process: double-strand break repair via homologous recombination; error-prone translesion synthesis. The annotation marks the transcript as partial. The transcript is spliced from 8 exons. Lineage: Eukaryota; Metazoa; Arthropoda; Malacostraca; Amphipoda; Hyalellidae. The record is from RefSeq and is a predicted model, not a curated record. Gene Ontology annotation, cellular component: nucleus; zeta DNA polymerase complex.
AGAUUUUUCAUCUACAUUAAUUUGAGCUAUCCUUCAUUUGAUGCAAGAAUGUGCCUGCUCUGUAAAAUAUUCAGACAAAGCUCCCUCACAGAUCUACUUUCAUGCCAGAACAAUUCCUCCUCCCCAUUUUAUGAUUAAAACUUGUGCAUCAAAUGUGGUUCUUAAUGACUUAGGUGUUCCAGUGAAUAUGAGGCUGAAAGAGGCCAAAUAUUUGUGAUAUGAAAGUGCAUAAAAGACUUUAAACAUAAAAUUGUACAGAUAGUGCUUUAGUACAAAUUUUUUGUAAGAACAAGACAAAGCCAUACACUAUAAAAUUUUCUGACAUGCAUUCUUACUGUUGUGUUGGAGAACAUUUAUUUAUAAAUGUGUUGCUUUUGUUAUAAACUUCAUUGUUUAUACAAUAAUUUUUAAAGAGUUAUUGAAGUUUUAUGUGUGCUUCUAGUCAAUCUCUCAACAUGGAGUCUCAGAAGACACAAGCUUCCUCAUUUAAGAAUUCAGGUUUCCAAGAUACUACAAGAUUAUUAAGCAGCAACUCGUCCAGUAAGGAAGCUCCUGCAAUCCCUGCACUUUCUGAUAUGCAAUCAAUUAUAGGAACAUCUUGCUCCUCAACCCCAGAUGAUGAGAGUCAAAAAGGAUUUGAGACAUUAAAAAAUGUCCCUGAACAUGAAACCACCUUGCAAAGAAGAGAAAUGUUGACUCCUUCUCCUGGAUUGGCAAUUUUUUCUGCACGUAUUGUCACAUUAGACUUCUACAGUGCCUUCCCCAUUGAGGGGUUUGACCCUCUGAUCUCAUCUUUCCGAGGCUCUACCAUCACAAAAGUUCCUGUCCUUCGACUCUUUGGUCCAACUCCUGUUGGUCAGAACUGUUGUGUACACAUUCAUGGUGUGUUCCCAUACAUUCUUCUGCCGUUCAAAGAGUUGCUGCCUCUUCACCGUCUUGCUCUUGCCUUGGACCGAGCAAUAAACGUUUCUUUGGGCCGCACGGCUUCUACAACUCAACAUGUGUAUUCAAUUGAGCAUGUUUCUGGCAGGCCCCUGUAUGGUUAUCACAGCAAGGAGCAGCAAUUCAUGAAAGUCUACUUCUACAACCCGCUUAUUGUUAGAAAAGCUGUUGAAUUACUUCAGUCGGGGUGCGUUUUGAGUGAGAUAUUCCAGCCCCAUGAAAGCCACGUGCCUUACCAGUUGCAGUUCUUGAUGGACUAUAACUUGCAUGGCAUGAAUAUCAUGCACUGCACUGCACCGCGCUUCAGCCCUGCAGUUGGUGUUGUUGCCGGUGAUCAAUGUCAGUCUUCCAUGCAGAAAGUAUACAAGGUACAGCCUCCUUCUGCUACCCCUCCUGUCAUCCUCACUGCAUCCCAACAGGUUUCGAAAGUGUUCUGGGACUCUGAAAGUAUAGAGCAACUGGCAAGUUAUAUGCCUGAGACCGCUGCCCGCAUCUCCACCUGUGAGCUGGAGCUCGAUAUCUGCGCUGAAGACAUACUCAACACGCUGCACCUUGCUGGAGGUGUGUCGAGCAACCCCGGUCUUGCCUAUAUUUGGGAGGACGAGCUAGAGCGCCGUCAGCAGCAACAUCGUCUCAAGCGGCAAAGACCUCCCGACAAAGAGGACUUAUCUUCUGCUACUGAAGAGGAUUCAUCUCCACCUCCACGUUCUGUGGCUGACCUGCUCCCUCCUGACUCCCCUCCUCGUCUUGGAGUUUUGUCAACGUCUUCUGAAUUGCACUUCAGGAAUCUCCUUAAAGUUCGCCUCCAGCAGAACCAGACGAGUGCAGCCACUCACGAGCUUGUGUCUGACGAGACCUCCUGCCAGCUGCGCCCUGCCACUCUGCCUCAGCUGCCCUCCAGGCUCCUCCCGCCCUCGCAGACACCC